CCGGUAAGGGCUGUCCGCUCAGAUUGCCUCCAGUCACCAAGGCAACGAGUGUCCAGCGGGGUUGAAAGACGGAUUGGGUGGAUGGGAAUUAACCUCCUUCCGACCCGAAAAGACCGUUUGAAUAAUAAUCCUCACGGGGAGGAUUAUUAUUCUGUAAAGCCCAGAGCCAACGCAGGGGAAGGAGUUUCCUCCGAGAUGAGAAAACCGGCGCUGGGGAGGCAGCUUCCACUCUCGGGGUCUUGAGGAGGACGAGCGGAGGGGGUUGAAUGGAGUCGGUGAAAGCCGAGUGAAGACGGACGAGGGAUCGGCGAUUUGUGCCCCGUUAUCCAGUUAAAUAUAUAUAAUAUAAUAUAUACAUAAAACACACUCCAGGUGUAGGUUCCGCGGAGAGAAGGGCAGCUACAUUUAACAUCACAGAAUGGCGGAAAACGAUGUUGACAAUGAGCUCUUGGACUAUGAGGAUGAUGAGGUCGAGAACCAGGCAGCGGGUGAUGCGUCAGAGGUGCCGCUCAAGAAGGAUGUGAAGGGCUCAUACGUAUCUAUACACAGUUCUGGGUUCCGAGAUUUCCUGCUGAAACCAGAGUUACUGCGUGCCAUUGUCGACUGCGGUUUUGAGCACCCCUCUGAAGUACAACAUGAGUGCAUUCCCCAAGCAAUUCUGGGCAUGGAUGUCUUGUGUCAGGCCAAGUCUGGCAUGGGAAAAACGGCAGUGUUUGUCUUGGCUACUCUUCAACAACUGGAACCUGUCACCGGACAAAUUUCAGUCCUGGUGAUGUGCCACACUCGAGAACUGGCAUUCCAAAUCAGCAAGGAAUACGAACGGUUCUCCAAGUACAUGCCAAGCGUGAAGGUUGCGGUGUUUUUUGGUGGGCUCUCCAUUAAGAAGGACGAGGAGUUGUUGAAGAAGAACUGCCCGCACAUUGUGGUGGGCACCCCUGGCAGGAUCCUGGCACUGGCUCGCAACAAGUCUCUGAACCUCAAACACAUCAAGCACUUCAUCCUGGACGAGUGUGACAAGAUGCUUGAGCAGCUCGACAUGCGUCGAGACGUCCAGGAGAUCUUUCGCAUGACCCCUCAUGAGAAACAGGUCAUGAUGUUCAGUGCCACCUUAAGCAAGGAGAUCCGCCCUGUUUGUCGCAAGUUCAUGCAAGACCCGAUGGAGAUCUUUGUGGACGAUGAAACCAAGCUGACUCUGCAUGGUCUGCAGCAGUACUACGUGAAGCUGAAAGACAACGAGAAGAACCGCAAGCUUUUCGACCUGCUCGAUGUUCUGGAGUUUAAUCAGGUGGUUAUUUUUGUGAAGUCGGUUCAGAGGUGCAUUGCCUUGGCACAGCUCCUGGUUGAGCAGAACUUCCCCGCCAUAGCCAUUCACCGGGGCAUGCCCCAGGAGGAGAGAUUAUCUCGAUACCAGCAGUUCAAGGAUUUCCAGCGACGGAUACUGGUUGCCACCAACUUGUUUGGCCGUGGGAUGGACAUCGAGCGAGUCAACAUUGUAUUUAAUUAUGAUAUGCCAGAGGAUUCUGACACCUACUUACACAGGGUGGCGAGAGCUGGCCGUUUCGGUACCAAGGGACUGGCUAUCACGUUCGUGUCAGAUGAAAAUGACGCCAAGAUCCUCAAUGAUGUGCAGGACAGGUUUGAAGUGAACAUCAGCGAACUGCCCGACGAGAUCGACAUUUCCUCAUACAUUGAACAGAGCAGAUAGACCAGGAACUACAAGCCCAGCUUUUAGUGCCGUCGAUUGUUGGCAGCCCUAUGUCUGAUCUGCACCAUUUUACAUUGAUGCACAUUCAUUGGCAUUGACAGUGCAAGUGGCUGUAUGUAAAUACUAUGCAUUUAGCUGCACUUGACAGCGAUGUGACAUUAUUCCGUUACAUAGAAACUUUUUAGAAUUAUUUUCCUCUUUCCUUUAUCUUUGGUAAACCGUGUUUUGCAUGGAAAUUAUGAUUGUUCCUAUAACACUAUGUCACGCCAAAUGGUACAAUGUAUUUGAGUAGAGAAUCUGUUCCAGUGAUAAUUAAAAGAAAACACACACUCCUUCAUACUAGGAGCAGAGUUUGUCGUCAGUCUUCUACUUUCUUCCACCCUUCCCCAGAAAUGAGGUGCAAUAUCCAUGUCACUUGUAUGUGAGCAGCCACAGUGCAUGCCUAAAGUAAAGGGGGCAUCAUAAAUCAGUGUCACACUGCCCAUCUACACAAAUACUGGUGUGCACCUCCCUGGAAAGGAAUGGGUCUCCGGGUAUUCCUCCUCCCUCUUGCACGGAGCCUGUUUGGGACUUCUUGGCUGAGCUCAACUAAAGGGAACCAAUCAUCCAGGGGGAAGCUGAAAGGACCUGAUUCAACGCCUGCAUUACACUGCACUGGGAACAGAGGAAGGAAGGCAAUACAAGGACAGUAGAGACAGGUUUUAAAUGAUAUUGUCUGACUAAAUCAUACAGUACUACACAGGUUUGGCUACAUGACAAAAUAGAAUGUCAAGUAGUCUGGACCCUGAUCAAGGAGCUAACAUGGUUUAUAUAUGUAACAUUGGAUACCUGGGAGUGAGUUAUAUUCUGAACCCUAAAUGAGGAACUAACAUGGUUUAUAUAUAGAUUAAUGGAUACCUGGGAGUGAGUUACAGGCUGGAAUCUAUUCAAGGGGUUCAGAUGGUUUAUGUAUACAUAGGCAGAACAAUGGAUGCUUCUAGUAUUCUCACUCUCACGCUCGCUCUCUGCCCUCCCCACUCCCACCCCCCCAGACUGGAAUCCAAUGGAAGGUUUCAAAUGGACGACAAAAUUCCCUUUAUGUGACAAAAAAAACUGUCCUGACUUUAUAAAUCUAUUUAAGAAUUGCCACUCAAAGUCCAAGCUUUUAUUGAUGUUUUGUGUGACCAUAUUUAAGGUUGACGUGUUUCACGUUAUUAUUAAAUUGAACUUGCAACACAUUGUGCA
This is a messenger RNA of Hemiscyllium ocellatum (epaulette shark), 2929 nucleotides long. It is a transcript of the gene ddx39b, whose product is annotated as DEAD (Asp-Glu-Ala-Asp) box polypeptide 39B. The record is from RefSeq and is a predicted model, not a curated record. Gene Ontology annotation, molecular function: RNA helicase activity; RNA binding; ATP binding. Lineage: Eukaryota; Metazoa; Chordata; Chondrichthyes; Orectolobiformes; Hemiscylliidae. The coding region runs from base 419 to 1705 and encodes 428 amino acids. The transcript has 11 exons. Gene Ontology annotation, biological process: mRNA export from nucleus; mRNA splicing, via spliceosome.